Messenger RNA from Diuraphis noxia (Russian wheat aphid), 2817 nucleotides. RefSeq lists its product as uncharacterized. Lineage: Eukaryota; Metazoa; Arthropoda; Insecta; Hemiptera; Aphididae. Gene Ontology annotation, molecular function: nucleic acid binding. The record is from RefSeq and is a predicted model, not a curated record.
AUGCAAAAGGUUAAUACUUCGGGCUUUAUUGAGAUCGAGUCAUCGCAUAAUCGGGCAAUCGUAUGGUAUUUCAGGAAGAACGUUGAUAACGUAACCAGUUACCGUGCGUUCCUCAAUUCGAUAGAGUCCGAAUUAAUAGCAAAAUUACGCGAGUGCGUGUGUAUUAACCCUAUUAAAUACAAUCUUAAAUUAGAGGCCACAUACGUCAUUCCUAACUUGCACAAUUCGGCUCAAAACCGCGCUUUUAAAACUUCGGCUCGUGAAUUAUACGCGCACAGCAAUGUCGAGGGUUUGGUCGAUCGUGAUUUCGCAUCGCUCCAAGCCGAAGAAGAUUCUUACGCCGGGAAGUACAGCGGGUUCACCUUAUCGUGCAUCGACGGCCUGCUCUUGGGUGUGUACGAGUAUACGCCUAUGGGGGGAUCGUCGUACUUACCGUUGCCGGAAAGUAUUCUGAGUCGGAAAGCCGUGAUUAAUCCGCAGAAUAUCGACCGGCAAUGUUUCAAGUGGGCGAUCCUCGCCAAACACGUGUCUAGCGAUCGCACACGAGUGGGCACGAAUUAUGCGAGGGAAGAACACCGAUAUGACUUUUCAGCGUUAUCGACCCCCACCCCCGUGUCGGAGAUAAAAUUAUUUGAAAAAUCGAAUCCCGGAACGAGCGUUAAUUUAUAUGGUAUAAGAAAUUGCACUAAAAAUAAUAAUAAAAAAAAAAAAUCAAGUACGCAAUCCGUCGCGUACCCGCUGCGCAUCGCGGAUGAAGAAAAGGCCGAUCAUUUCGACCUGCUACUGAUCGCCGGGAAAGACGGCUUGAAUCAUUAUGCGUACACCUCAAAUUUUUCACGACUUGCCGCCCCGCAAAAAAAUAAUCACGAGCAUCGGUUAUUUUUUUGCAAACGUUGUUUCACCAGCUUCGAGAACCGCCCUCUAAAACAUAAAUUACACGGUGAGAGGGCGUUGGCCAAGCAUCGUUUACUGUGUGGCACGCACAAACCCGUAUUACCUCUAAUGCCGAAAGAGGGAGAUACGCUGAAAUUCGAGGCGUGGCGUAAGACGGAACGGUUGCCGUUUGUAGUGUACGCAGACUUCGAAGCCUUAUUACUGAAAACGGACAGGAAACAAGGCGCGAAUACCACUGCAAUACACGAUCACCAUCCAAUGAGCUACGGGUACCAUGUUGUCGCGGCGGAGGGCAUACCGAUAGAGUUGUUUGACCAGUUCGACAUACCGAGGGCUCCUGUCAUUUUCCGCGGCUCGGCGACCGAGGACGAUGUGGCCAAGCGUUUUGUCCGCGACGUCCUCGAUGUGGCCGAUAGAAUAGCCAGAUUAUAUAAGGAAGUCAACGUGCCUAUUAUUAUGAGUGUUGAGGAUUGUCGUGUGCACGACGCCAAGAUUACGUGUGACUUGUGCAGUUGUGCGUUUAGCGAACGCAAUUGUAAAACCGCGCAUCACGAUCACUUGUCGGGACGUUUUUUAAAAACGUUGUGUAACACGUGCAACCUUAAGUUGAAAACACCAAAUUUCGUGCCGUGCUUCCUACAUAAUCUGUCGAACUACGACGCACAUUUUAUCGUGACGAAUUUAGCGAACGAAGGCGACACUAACCGAAUAUCGGUAAUCGCGAACACUGAGGAGAAAUAUAUUUCGUUUUCGAAAUAUAUAAACAACACGUUUUCCGUCAGGUUUAUAGACACGUGCCGGUUCAUGGCGUCGAGCUUGGCGCACUUGGCGGAGAACCUCUCCUCCGCGAACUUUGAUAAGUUUCGCGAAGUCGCGAAAGUUUUCGCCCCGUCGGAGAUGUCGUUGGCCACGCGAAAAGGCGUGUAUCCGUACGAAUACACGGAUUCGUGGRAUAAAUUACAAGUACCAUCGUUACCGGAAAAGUUUCUAUUCUAUAGCGCGUUGACGGAGACGCACGUGUGCGACGAAGACUACGAUCACGCGACUCGGGUUUGGAACCAUUUCGGCUGCACGUCGCUAGGCGCAUACAGCGACUUGUACCUGCAAAUCGAUGUGCUGAUCAGCGCCGACGUCUUCGAAAAUUUCAGGGAUAUAUGUAUGGCUACAUACCACCUGGACCCCGCGCAUUAUUACACUUCGCCCGGAUUCAGUUUUGAUUGCAUGCUUAAAUUCACCAAAGUUCAACUUGAACUUUUGGUGGACUUUGAGAAAGUUCUCUUCAUAGAGUCCGGUACGCGAGGCGGCCUGGUCCAGGCUAGUAAACGUCACGCGCGAGCCAACAAUCCGGAGACGCCGGGAUACAAUGCAGACGAACCAAGCACGUCCCUCAUAUACUUGGAUGCUAAUAAUUUGUAUGGUUAUGGAAUGUGUAAAUAUAUGCCGAUUAGAGAUUUUGCAUGGUACCCCGGGAACCCGGAAGUCGCGCUGGCGCAGCUGGAAUGGAUGAGCGAAACGGACGACGUGGGUAGAUUUUACGAAGUCGACGUUUCGUAUCCACAACAUCUACAUGACGCCCACAACGAUAUGCCGUUCCUACCUCACGCCAGCAUACCGCGCGGGUCUACCGUCCGAAAGUUGAUGGUCACAUUUUUGCGUAAAGAACGUUACGUGGUUCAUUAUAUGAACUUGAAACAGGCAAUGGCCCACGGCGUCGUAGUCGAAAAAACGCACCGAGUAUUGGAAUUCCGACAAUCCCCAUGGCUGGCCCCGUACAUAAAUCUCAACACCGAAUUACGCAGGCUGUCGACUAACAAAUUUGAAGAAAAGUUUUUUAAAGAUUUAAACAAUUCGGUGUUCGGUAUGUUUUUUUAUAAAUUUUCAAAACUUUUCUCAGCUUUAAACCGCUUAAGCUUUACAUCGUGA